ACUUGGUGCCAACUGCCUAGUGCCAACUCGUAUGCACCGAGUUUACGGCGACCUGGAUAAGAUUGGAGAAACCGAGAAGCCAUUGUUGGGCGACUUUGAGGUCCGUGAGGCAGCGAUUUGUAAAACCCUCUUUUUAAACGAAGCAAAGGUGAUUUCAAUGCUUAUGGGAGUAGCAGCAGGGCAGAGUUUGGUGACAUUUUGGAGUUCAGACUGAACAUAGUCUCUGGAGCGUAUCUAGUUUUAACAAUCAGGAUGACUGUUUUUGCAGUAAAGAAAUUCUGCCCUUUAUUUUCCAACUCAAUUGAGAAAACUCCAAAACCUCGCCCACAGUAUAAAUUGCGGGCUGGAAACCAUUUAGUUCCAUCUUCUCAAGAGACCUUGUUUCGUAGAAGGCCUGUUCUCAUAUGUAAUGGAGCUUCUUUGGUUGCCAUUUUGACCCAUAAUGUUGCUUUAACACCACCAUUAGCAAGAGCAGAGGAAAAGGACCUGAAAGAUCAAGAGGAUGACGGAACUAAUGGCAUUGUUGGGGCUAUUCAAUCCUUGUUUGAUCCUAAUGAAAAAACAAAGUCUGGGAAGGUAUUGCCGAAGGCCUACUUGAAGUCAGCUAGAGAAGUUGUGAAAACUCUUCGUGAGUCAUUGAAGGAAGACCCCAAGGAUAUUACCAAAUUUAGAAGGACUGCAGAUGCUGCAAAGGAAUCGAUCAGAGAGUAUUUAAAUAAUUGGAGGGGUCAACAACAAGUGGUGACAGAGGAAUCUUAUGUUGUUCUUGAGAAAGCAAUUAGAUCGCUGGCCAGCUUCUACUCAAAGGCAGGUCCAUCAGCAUCUCUAUCCGAGGAGGUGAAGUCCAAAAUUUUGGAUGAUCUAGACAUGGCAGAGACAUUUUUGUAACCCAAAUAAUCCUAUUAAGUGAAUGUAUUAGUACAAUUCACAGUUCCAUAAUAUCUUUCUGGUCAUUCUUUU
Messenger RNA from Telopea speciosissima, 960 nucleotides. Its product is annotated as photosystem II D1 precursor processing protein PSB27-H2, chloroplastic. Gene Ontology annotation, biological process: photosystem II repair; photosystem II assembly. Gene Ontology annotation, cellular component: photosystem II; chloroplast thylakoid lumen. NCBI's taxonomy places the organism in Eukaryota, Viridiplantae, Streptophyta, Magnoliopsida, Proteales, Proteaceae. The record is from RefSeq and is a predicted model, not a curated record. The transcript has 4 exons. The coding region runs from base 253 to 888 and encodes 211 amino acids.